UCUUGGGUCAAGCUCACAAAGAAAAAUCAUACUAAUAGUGUUUGCAAAUACUACACUGCAAUAUUAUUAUCCUGUGUCUGUGUGUGUGCUUGAAGAUUUCUGGAAAUGGCGUAUUAUGCUGCUCUUGUUUCUCUUGUGCACUUACUCUAUGAAACAGUCCAUCGUGAUCGAUACCCAAACUUCCAUCUUGGUAGGCAGCCAAUCAUAAAAUCACUCUUCGAAAAAUUCAGCCUUCUAGAAGCAAUAUUGGAGGAUUACUCAUCCAAAGGCGACGAAGCUAAUGACCGUGUCGAAGCACGUAUAAGAGAUGUGGCGUAUCGAGCACAGGAUGUUAUUGAAUCCGAGAUCUCGAAUCAGAUUGAACCAGAUGGGAUAGACCAUGAGUCAUAUGCUUUUAUUAAUCAAUAUGCUGUGGAUGAAUUGGAGGAGGUGGAUCAAGACUUGAACUUUGUUAUUGAAGAUACAAUGGCGAUGAAGGAAAGACAAUUAGGUAUCGGAAGUUUUAAAUCAACAGAGUAUUAUUCUGCAACUGGUGUGUUGAAACAAAUGCUCGGAAGAAACACCAUGGUGGGAUUCGAUGAGCAGCUGACCACCAUAAAAGAUGAGCUUUGUGGACAUUCAUCACAACUUCAAAUCAUCCCGAUUGCGGGCAUGGGUGGAAUAGGUAAGACCACUCUGGGUAGACAUACCUUUAACGACGCGCUUAUUGUAUAUCACUUUGAUAUUCGUGGGUGGGUAACCGUGUCUCAAGAUUAUAACGCGACCAAAGUUCUUCAAAGUAUCCUAAACUCCAUGGGUAUUGCAUAUGAUCCAAUGCGCGUAGAGGAUGAAAAAUUUUUAAAGGAGCUUAUAUAUAAGUCUUUGAAAGGUCAUAGGUACCUCAUUGUAAUAGAUGAUUUGUGGAGUACGGAAGUUUGGGAUGAUUUGAAGCAUAUAUUUCCGAAUGACUCUAAUGGUAGUCGUAUCUUGUUAACCACUAGAUUAAUAGAUGUGGCCCGUUACGCCGGUAACUCUUCUUUUCUUCAUGAGAUGCAAUUCCUAAAUGUGAAUUCAAGUUGGAUUUUACUUAGGAAGAAGGUGUUUGUACAAGAUCAUUGUCCUCCGGAAUUGGAGGAUAUUGGAAUGGUUAUAGCAAGUAAAUGUCGAGGACUUCCACUUGCAAUAGUUGUGAUUGCUGGCAUACUUUCACAAGUCCGGAAUCCACAACAUUGGAAUAUGGUAGCAAGGAAUGUGGGCUCGUUCUUGAGUGAAUCGGGCGAUGAACACUUGUCCAAUAUUCUAUCUCUUAGCUAUAAUCACUUGUCUCAUUCACUAAAAGCUUGCUUUCUAUACAUGGGAAGUUUCCCGGAGGACUAUGAAAUCAAUGUCCGCGGACUUACCAGGCUGUGGGUUGCGGAGGGGUUCUUGAAAUUGUCUGAUGGAUCGAAAACAUUGGAGCAAGUGGCCGAGGAAUGCCUAGAGGAUCUUGUUAAAAGAAAUCUUGUUAUUAUCACAAAGAAAAGGGGAAAUGGCCGAUUCAAGCAGUGUGUUGUGCACGACAUCUUGAGAGAUUUCUGUCAACAAAGAGCUGUAAGAGAGUGUUUCUUUCAUGGACUCCAAUGGUUAAAUUGUUUCCGUACGUAUGAGAAGGCUUCAAGCUCCUCGACUUCUUGCAUGCCAUGGGAAGCAUUUGGCACUCGUAAACAUGUUCGAACAAUCCUGUGGUUUAGCAAACGAAACCUUGAAAAUACACAUGUUUUGGAAUCGCGCAGGUUCAGACUGUUGAAAAUAUUAGAUGCAGCCGAUGCAGAGCUUCUGUCUGUCCCACGUUUCUUGGAUAUGAUACAUCUCAAAUACCUCACUCUGCGAUUCGAUUGUGUCAAAAAUGACUCCUAUCUUCCAAUAUUCAGGCUUCCGAAUCUUGAAGCCUUAAACUUAUAUUUUACUUCGAUCCACGAAAUUGUAGUGCCAUAUGAAAUUUGGAAGAUGCGGCGACUAAGGCAUCUUAUAAUUGGUCCGGCGAUGGUAUUGCUGCCUAUUCCAGUGUUUAGUGGCAGCCCUUUCCAAAGACUAGAACAUCUGCAAACACUUGAGAUGGUAAGGAAUUUCGAAUUCUCUAAUAAGGUGAUUGAAAUGAUUCCCAACAUUAGAAAACUGAAGCUUUUUUAUGGUGGAUUGGACACCAUUCAUUCUUGGGAGCAUUACUCCCUCGACAAUCUCUUCCAUCUGGUUCAACUUGAGGAGCUGAAAAUCAGCUGUCUCCAAUGGGAAGAACUGACAGCCAUGGGUUCCCUUCCGAGUCUGCAAGUGCUCAAGCUCGAAUGGAAUUCAUUUGUUGGAGAAACAUGGGAACCAAUAGAAGGGGAAUUUUUGCAGCUCAAGUUCUUGUUCUUAAAGCAAUUAAAUCUCAAGCACUGGAGAGCAGACAACACACACUUCCCACGCCUUCAACACCUCUAUAUUCAGGAGUGCCCCCUCCUAAAGGAGAUUCCCAUCGAAAUUGGGGAUAUUCCAACUCUUGAAUCCAUUACUGUUCUUAUUUCUUGGAUUGCAGGAUAUUCGGCGAAGCUUAUUCUAGAAGAACAACGGAGACAGGGAAACGAUGUGCUUCAAGUGCAUGUUCGCAAUUGGGGUUAGUUGGAGUGGACGCCGUCUCAAUGACCUAAUUUGUGAAUAAUUAGGUAUGAGUUAUGAACUAUAUCUAACAUUUUCUAAUGAUCUGCUUCUAAUGUUAGGAAUGUUCACUGCAUUAUUCUGUGAUGGAAUGGGACAGAGUUGUAUUUUUCUCUAACAUACACCAUUGUUUUGCUUUGCUCAUAGAAGAUGUAUUUGAAAUAUGGUUACAUAUAUUGAUAU
Andrographis paniculata is the source of this 2835-nucleotide messenger RNA. Its product is annotated as putative late blight resistance protein homolog R1B-16. The coding region runs from base 106 to 2616 and encodes 836 amino acids. Gene Ontology annotation, molecular function: ADP binding. The record is from RefSeq and is a predicted model, not a curated record. Lineage: Eukaryota; Viridiplantae; Streptophyta; Magnoliopsida; Lamiales; Acanthaceae. Gene Ontology annotation, biological process: defense response to other organism. The transcript is spliced from 2 exons.